Messenger RNA from Mya arenaria, 1029 nucleotides. RefSeq lists its product as uncharacterized. The transcript has 6 exons. The record is from RefSeq and is a predicted model, not a curated record. Lineage: Eukaryota; Metazoa; Mollusca; Bivalvia; Myida; Myidae. The coding region runs from base 145 to 1014 and encodes 289 amino acids.
UGGAAAUAUAAACGCCUGGGUUCAUUGGCAGACUUCAUUGAAAUUAGCAUUGGGUUGUUCCUUUGGGAUAUAACCAACACGAUAUUUUCUCUCUCUUUCUCAAGGACAUUUAACUUCGUUUACAGCAAGUUUAAAUGCAGUACGAUGACACCUCUAAAGUGUCUAUGUUUGCUCAUGAUCAUGAGUUGGGCAAACGGAGCGAAGAUCAGUAAGGGAGGAAAUGGGACAAUGACCAAGAGUCGGACGGACAGUGAGGAAGGAAGUGAGGAAGUGAGCAUGAGUCGGUCGGACAGUAAGGGAAGCAAGGGGAAAGGAGAAAAUAAUUGCCUAAAGCCAGUACGGUCUAAGACGAAAUGCCGGCCCAAAUCUUUGAAGUCCUUGAAAUCUGUGUUCUUUAACUCGUCCUCCUGUGAGUGCGAGGAGACAGUAAUGUGCUUAAAGGGCGCCAAUAAAUUCGAUGAAGAAAAAUGUGAUGCCGUAUGCGAACAAUUAGUUGGAGCGGGCUUACUGGAAUGGUCGGACUGGGCGAUAGACUUUGUCAAUGGACAGGAAGUAAGAACAAGGGAAUGCAUCGAAAGUCAGUCCAAUCCGUGUGCAUGCUUUGGGGAACCUGAACUUAAUCAAACAAGGCCUUGCAGUGGUUCUAACUGUGAGCCCAACGUCACUAGCUGGGAGUUGACCAGUUGCGUAGGAUGUCGCGAUAUUAUCUGUACAAUAAUGCGAACCUGCUAUCCCCAUCCCGACUAUCCUGAAAGCUGCGAUGGCGUCAAGGUUCAAGAUAACAUAACCCGUGUCGUUCCAGAUUACUUAGACUGCGAUUUCGUCCUGGGUAUCGAUGAUAUUCAUGUUCUCGAUAUCCAGUCGUGCAGGGGCUAUAGUGCAAAUUUUCAUUGUACCUGGCGAUUUAACACUCGUAAUGGGACAAUCAAAGUAUUCAUCAAUGACGUGCAAACAAGCUCGUGUAAUGAUACAAUUGAUGUAAGUAAAGUUGUUUGUGUUCAUUAUACUUUAUGAUUACUUGGAAAUUCA